This is a messenger RNA of Anisakis simplex (herring worm), 144 nucleotides long. NCBI's taxonomy places the organism in Eukaryota, Metazoa, Nematoda, Chromadorea, Rhabditida, Anisakidae. The record is from the annotation of a GenBank genome assembly.
CAAAUAGUGGCCGGUGACGCGCGAGUAUUCGAGGCCAUCGAUGUACCCGAAUUGAGGCAUUUAGUUAAUGUGGUUGUUUUUCCACAGUAUGGACCAAGACCACAUCCUGACGAAAUGGCUGGUGGGUCGGACUCGUUUCAUUGA